GAAGAGAAAUCUAUUUUUUUGUGACGUCUGAUCAUAAAAUCUUCAUCACUCGAGUGAAUUCCCCUGAACUAGCACUAAUUAAUUAAAAAAUCACAAUUUUCAAGCAUUGUUUGAAGGUGUAAACACUCGCUGCGGCAUUUCACGGAACGUAAACAACUUCAAAUACCACUGGGUGCAUUUUUAACGGAUGUUUUGGUAAUCUCCCUCCCCCACUCUUUUUUUAUCCAUCGUGUUUGAUCGUGUUGUCACCCUAAACACUUCGCAAGGGAUUCAGAACCAAUUUUGGAUAUUUUCCACGUGACUUUGAUAGAAAAAUAAGUUUUUAAACUGAAAUUCUUGUUAAAUCGUGUCGUUUGCAAGUGGAGAGUGGACGGAGCAAUGAUUUUACAGUGAUUUAGUGGAGAUUGUAGGCAAUUGUAGGGUCGUUAGAGGUUAGAACCUCUAAAAAUUGGGAUUUCGGCAGAUUCGGGAGAGAUGGCACCCACCAGGAACACGAUAAUCGUGGAGAGGCUGUCCUCAGUAUUCUCCACCCCCGAAAAUAAAGAGGAUCUCUCCGAGGUAUGUGGGACGAUAUCCUCAGACAUCCUGGCAGGUUCGACAAAGCUCUGCGACGUAGUAGAACAACUAGGAGAAUUCCUCACAAGUACCGACAUCAGCCUGCGUGAGAAUGGGGUCCGUUCGCUCUCCACAAUAAUCCAAAAGCUCCCUCAGGACUUCCUCAGCCCGCAGGAGCUCGAGCUGCUGACGUCGUUCUACUGCGAUCGCCUGAAGGACCACCACAGCAUCAUUCCCUCAGUGAUCCUGGGACUGCUAUCCCUCGUCCAGAUGACGAAUCUCCCUGCUGACGCACCAGGUAGACUCGUCCACACCCUGGCGCAGCACGUUCGCUGCCAGUCUGAGCUCCAGGAGACCCGCAGGAACAUUUACCUCAUCUUCCAGACCCUGUUGGACACGCGAAUCGACGCCCUGAAGGCGCUGGGCCCUGACUUCGUCUACAUAGUGAUAUCUUCGAUGGAUGGGGAGAGUGAUCCCCGCAAUCUCCUGCUCCUCUUCGGAAUUCUCCCAAAAUUCAUGAAGGAAUUCCCUCUCGGGCACCUAACCGAAGAGAUGUUCGAGGUGAUUGCCUGUUAUUUUCCAAUCGACUUCACGUCAGGAGGAAAAGAGGGUAAAGGAAUCACGAGGGAGGACCUCUCCAGAGGCCUCGAGAGGUGCCUGUCAGCCCUCCCCUCCUUCUCCGACUCCUGCAUUCCGCUGUUGCUCGAGAAAUUAGACUCCAGUCUAAAAACAGCAAAGCUGGACUCUCUGUCCCUGCUGUCCACUAGCUGCUCGACAUUCGGGGUUGCAGGUCUCAAGGAACACCUGGACGAGAUCUGGAUAAUGCUGAGACGUGAGGUGAUGCCUGGGAGCGAUCAGGACGUGAGGACAAUGGGGCUCCAGGCCAUCACUGACGUCUCAAGAGUGCUGUCAGGGGACCCAAUCGUCUCCGAGAAGUUCGUGGGGAAGAUCCUAACAGACACCAAGUCCUCCUUCUGCGACGUUCAGUUGAGUCUCUUCUGGCCAGCUGAGAAGCUCCUGGAGGCCGUCGCCAAGGGGGGAAAGGAGAGCUGCAUUCACGUCCUGAGAGCUGUGAUCCCACUGUCUCUGGGGCAGUACUCCACGAAGACCAGGACUGCUGACAAGAUCAGCCUCAUGGAGACGUUGAACAGUUUCAUAAAGAUAUCUGGGGCCCAUGGGUUCAAGAUAUCUGAUGUGCCUGAAUUAUCCUGGACGGAUAUACCUAAUUUGUACUUGAACGAACUUCACGAGGGGGAGAAUGCGCUGAAGGCGAGGGCUCUGGUGGGUCUGGCUGCUCAAGUCUCCUCUUUAUCGGAACCCCAUCGUCAGGGGCUUUACGGGAGACUCUGCGAGGAGAUCGAUGCUGGGGGGGAGGAGUUGGAGGCAGCUUGUCACUUGGUCCUGUCGGUUUAUGGGAGAGAACAUUGUGGAGAGGUCCAGGGGCUCCUCCAGGAGCGUCUGAAGGUCGAUGUCGAUGUCCCGGGGAAGCUUCUCGAGAACAGGCUGAAAGCUCUCUCGUCAGUUGCCAAAAUUCCGGACCUGGGGGCUGGCAUUCUCCCCUGUGUCCUUGGAGUCGCUGUUUCCGGGGGGUUUGAGUCCUCCUCAGCUGCACUGAGGUGCCUCCAGGGACUGCUGCUGGAUGAGAAAGGGGAGUUCGAUGUUCAUAAUUACUUGGAGCAUGAUUGCGGGGCUGUCGAGAGGCUUGUGGAGUCUGUGGGAGAUGGGAAUGUCGAGAGAAUGCGACUGGUCGCCAACAUCUGUUGCUUGAUUGUGAGGAAGCUGAGGCCUGAGGCCCAGAGGAUCGUUGUGGAGAGGCAUUUUAGGGGUUUGAGGGCCAGAAUUGCUGAGGAUAUUGUGCUCCUCGAGGGGAUUCUCACUCCUCUGGCUCCUGAGGUUGUUGAGACGAUCCCAAUUGACGUUCUGGAGCAGUUCUUCGAGAUCUCUUUGAAGAGUCCUGAUGGGGAGUCGAGGUCGUCAGCAUGCAGAUUGGUUUCGAUUUUAGUCAAUAAAAUCGGGGAAGGGGAGACCCUGGGGAGGCACUUGAGGGUCUUCAGGGAGGUUUUGACGCAGAUUCUGGAGGGGGAGAACGGCGGUGGGGGCAAGAGGGCUGCUGUGGUGAUGCUCACUUGGCUGACGAAGAGUCUCAUCCUCAGGGGGAGCAGGGAGUCCCAGGAUUUUCUGGAUUACCAGAUUAAUGUACUGAAGAAUGAGGACGUUGGGGAGUUCGCUGGGGAAAUGUUCAGGGUGCUUAUUGACAGGGGGGAGAGGACCUUGACUGAGGAGAAUCGAUGUGCUGUGAAGAUUUUUUACAAGCAGAGGGUCUUUCAGAGUGUUAUUCAACAGAAUGGGCAGUUUGAAGGGGCUGCAAGGCAGAAUUAUCUCAUCGCUUUGAGCCAUCUGGUGCAGGAGAUUCCGGUGGAACUGAUGAGCAUGCAUUUAAUGAAGAUUGUCCCAUCUCUCGUGGAAUCCCUCUCGAUGGAGAGCAACCAGCUCCUCCUAUCGACCCUCACCACCCUGGAGCAGCUGCUGAACACAAAACACGACAUUUUCAUCGAGCAAAUCCAGAGCUUCAUACCGAGAUGUUUAAACCUAUCGACCCACCCCAAAAUGCAAAUAAGGAUAGCAGCCUUGAACUGCCUGCACAGCUACUGCAGUUAUCCGACGACGAUAAUAAAAAUGUACAAGAACGACGUGAUUGACAAAUUGUCUGAGACGAUUGACGACAAGAAACGACUGGUGCGGAGGGUCGCAGUGAAGACGAGGACCAGGUGGUACCUCGUGGGGGCCUCUGGAGGGCCGGACUAACAUCCUCACGAGUAGAUUAGGAACAAAUUGUGGAACAGCUGUUGUAAUAAUCCCUUAAUGUACAGAAACAGAAAAUAACGUGAGGGUUAAUUGAAUAAAGAGCAUUGAUUUUAUGUAA
Diachasma alloeum is the source of this 3478-nucleotide messenger RNA. It is a transcript of the gene Mms19, whose product is annotated as MMS19 nucleotide excision repair protein homolog. The record is from RefSeq and is a predicted model, not a curated record. Gene Ontology annotation, biological process: iron-sulfur cluster assembly. Bases 475 to 3360 code for a protein of 961 amino acids. Gene Ontology annotation, cellular component: cytosolic [4Fe-4S] assembly targeting complex. NCBI's taxonomy places the organism in Eukaryota, Metazoa, Arthropoda, Insecta, Hymenoptera, Braconidae. The transcript is spliced from 3 exons.